AUGACACAGUAUUGGACUCCGCACUGUGAAGAUGAAAUCAAACCAGCAGUUGACAUGAUUUUUAAAACAUUGGAUGCUGGUAUUGAAUUCUACAACAAUUAUGCUGCCAAAGUCGGGUUUGACACGAGGUCUAGUUCCCUCGUUAGAGCACGCGACGGGACGAAAACUCUAAAGCAAAUCGUUUGCAAUAGAGAGGGAUUUAAGAAUACGGGUGCUCAACAUUGUCACUCAAAAUCAAAUGCAGAUGCGGGGGAAGGUCCUUCGCGUCCAAAGCGGCGGAGGGUUUCAAACAGAACUGGUUGCAGAGCUAGGAUUAUUUUUAAGUACAUUGGAGUAGCUGGGUACCAGGUUGCGACAUUUAUUGAAAAACAUAAUCACAGCAUGUUUUCGGUUCUUGCAAGGCAGUUCCUAAAGGGAAAUAGAAACAUCUCCAGUGUUCAUCAGAAGUUUAUACUAGAUUGUGCUAAAGAAAAUAUUGGAACAUCAAAAUCACACGGUUUAUACAGUCAGAUUGUGGGGGAUUACUCUGAAGUUGGGGCAACCGCAGUUGACUUUAAAAAUAUCAGAAGGGAUCUCAGAGCAUACAUAUUGGGUGCUGAUGCACAAAUACUCGUGCAUAAUCUUAUUAAAAAACAAGAGAUGUGCCCUGCAUUUGCUUUUGACUACGAAGUUGAUGAAGAUGAGCAGAUGAGUAGACUAUUUUGGGCAGAUCCAAUGUCAAAAAAGAAUUUUGUUGCAUUUGGAGAUGUUGUCUCUUUUGAUGCCACAUAUUCAACCAACAGGUACGAUCUGGUUUUUACACCCUUCGCCGGAGUUGAUAACCAUAAAAAAUGUAUAACAUUUGGCGCUGGACUAUUGUUGAAAGAAUACAUUGAGUCUUAUGUUUGGCUCUUUGAAAAAUUUAAAAAGGCAAUGGGUAUGGAACCAAGAAUAAUUGUCACUGAUCAAGAUCCAGCUAUGAAAGUUGCGAUUCCAAGAGUUUUCAAGCAAGCCAGGCAUCGUUAUUGCAUGUGGCACAUUAUGUGUAAAGUUGGGGAAAAGGUGGGUCCUACGUUGAACAAGAAUGAGGAGUUUAAGAACAAAUUGAACUCAAUCGUUUGGACGUCAUCUUUAGAACCUCCUGAUUUUGAGAAACAGUGGAGAGAGCUCAUGGAAAAGUACAACUUAGUCGAACACAAUUGGUUUACAACUAUGUUUGAGGCUAGAAACCAUUGGAUUGCAAAACUUAAAACAUCUCUUUUGGUUCCGGCAGCAUCCAACACGCUGCCAGCCUGCCACAAUGCUCAACUCUUAGCCUUGGAUGAUGUUUGGUUGCAGCAUGAUGAGCUUGCAGCUGAAAUUGACGAAUGA
Messenger RNA from Ipomoea nil (Japanese morning glory), 1350 nucleotides. Its product is annotated as protein FAR1-RELATED SEQUENCE 5-like. Lineage: Eukaryota; Viridiplantae; Streptophyta; Magnoliopsida; Solanales; Convolvulaceae. Gene Ontology annotation, biological process: regulation of DNA-templated transcription. The record is from RefSeq and is a predicted model, not a curated record. The transcript has 3 exons. Bases 1 to 1350 code for a protein of 449 amino acids.